Messenger RNA from Synchiropus splendidus (mandarinfish), 2343 nucleotides. RefSeq names its product ectodysplasin A (gene eda). Gene Ontology annotation, molecular function: tumor necrosis factor receptor binding; death receptor binding; death receptor agonist activity. The coding region runs from base 119 to 1174 and encodes 351 amino acids. The record is from RefSeq and is a predicted model, not a curated record. Gene Ontology annotation, cellular component: membrane. The transcript has 8 exons. Lineage: Eukaryota; Metazoa; Chordata; Actinopteri; Syngnathiformes; Callionymidae. Gene Ontology annotation, biological process: immune response; animal organ development.
UCUCCGCGACGCUUACGCCGCAGCGUCUGCGGCAUCUAUGCGCCUCCACUUAAAGUGAGUAGCAGCGGCCGACUAUGCCGAGAUAGGGAGCCAUCGACCGGCCGCGCUCUUUCCGAGAAUGGCGUGCGAUGGUUCCUCCGCGGAGGUGAUGUCCGGAGCAGCUCCCUGCACGUGCAGCAGGCACCAGCGCAGCCGGAGCAGCAGCGUGGUCUUCCUGGGAUUAUUCCUGCUCUCGCUGUCGCUGCACGCUGUCACCCUGCUCUGCUACCUGGACCUGCGCUCCGAGGUCAAACGGGACGUGACCCACCAGAAGCGGGACGCCGUGUUGACCCCGGAGGGGGGCGAGCUCCCGGUGCUGUCGGCGCCCGCUCAGCCGCGGCUGGACUCUGAGGAGAGGGUACUGCGCAGGAACAGCCAAGCUACAGAAGACACAAGGGGGAUUACUCAGCGGGCGAAAAGGAGUCCAGGCAAACACACAGAAACAGAGGCGACUGGAAGGGAGAGAAAGAAAGGUAGGAAAAAAGGAAAGAAAAGAUCAGUGCCAGGUCCCCCGGGGCCUCCUGGACCACCGGGCCCUCAGGGGCCACCAGGCAUCCCUGGAAUCCCUGGUAUUCCAGGAAGCAACGCAGUAGGGCCCGCCGGACCACCUGGACCUCCUGGCCCACAGGGACCACCAGGAAAUCAGGGGCCAGCAGGAGUUCCGGAUAAGAUGAAAGCAAAAGAAUACCAGCCUGCUGUGGUCCAUUUGCAGGGGCAGGAGACAACCAUCCAAGUUAGAGAAGAUCUGUCGGAAGGCAUCCUGAGGAACUGGAAGAUGGUUUCCAUCCACCACCGAGUCUUUAAAAUGCACUCCCGCUCCGGAGAGCUGGAGGUGCUGUUGGACGGGGUCUACUUCAUUUAUAGUCAGGUAGAAGUGUACUACCUCAACUUCACGGACAUCGCCAGCUACGAGGUGAUGGUGGACUCUCGGCCUUUCCUGCGCUGCACGUGCAGCAUAGAGACGGGUCAGCGCAAGUUCAACACCUGCUACACGGCCGGGGUGAGCCAGCUCCGCGCCGGCCAGAGGAUCUCCAUCCGGAUCGUGUAUGAGGACACGCUCAUCAGCAUGACCAACCACACCACUUUCCUGGGAAGUGUCCGACUAGGGGAGGCGCCAUCUGCUGGACAGAAUUAACAACUGUUCAAUCCUCAAAUGAACAUCCUUGUGUGGAUGAAUGCAUUUCCCCACCACAGCCUUACAAGCAGACAUCAGGGCGGAAUUCAGGCUCACUGACAUUGACUCAACGGUGACAUCUAUUUAUGGUAACCACCUUCUGUCUGCAGUAUCACAUGGAAGGACACUGUGCCGACAGAUGAACAACAAAUACAUAUAGUGAAAGGUUUAUGGAUAAUCCUGUAUCUUCCAAAACAGUCAGUAGAAAUAUGUUAUUUUUAGCUAAGCAUUGGGGUUUUUUUAUAGCAGAUUUUAACACCUCCACUUGAUUUAUUAAGAGGCAUAAUAAACUUCUCUAGAAUAAAGUCAUGGACCUGGAGUUGGAGCACUAUAUAUUUUGCGCACAUUUGCACUACAGCAUCCCUGCAGAAUAUCAAUGAUAUAUUUUGUUACCGUGCUAUUGUUUAGUUAGUGUGUGUGAAUGAAUUCCUGCGGAGAAAAAUAAAUGUUUAUACGUCUGUGUACAUAGUGUACAUAAAAUGGGAUAUACUUUUUGUAAAUGGAGUUGAUUGAUGGAUUAAAAUGUUUCUUUUUCUGUCUAAAUGCGUUUGGUCUCGCGUGCCUGCAGCCGGUGGUAUUGACUGCAAACGUCCACUGACAAGAAGAAGUGACCUUCUUUGACUCUUUGUUUGAAAUCUUCCUGCACUUGUUUCUUAUCAGAAAUGAUGCCUUUUCCAUCCUAAAAUAUUGGGCUGCUUUAUCUUUUAUAAAGGCAGGUUUUCUGAGGUUAAAGCGGACAUGUGACCUCUUCCACUUAAGUGACAUGACGACAUCCUGUCUGCCGUAUUAACACUUGCAAUGUUUAUGUUUUGACUUCUUCUUUUCCCGUUUCACAAAGCCAGCAUUAAGAAGUGAUUUUUACCACAUCCAGAGGGAUAUAAGUCUGCUAUUAAAUCAUCCAUGGGGGACUGUGGUGGCCCGUGGCCAAGGGGUUUCAAACAAAAGAGGUAUGUCAUUGAUUACGCAGGAUGGAGUCAUCAUUUAUGUUGCACUACUGAGAUUUAGACUGUUAGUCAGAGUUCAGUUUCUCUUGUGGUAAUACGUUUUCUUCUAAUGUGUUUUGUUCUCUGAGGACGUAAAGAGGAUCCAGCAGCAACAACACAGCUGCGACAGUGUGUCAGAGCACACAA